UCCUCAGGAAACUACCCAGCGAUUCUUUGGAAGUGGAUGACACGUGAUUCUGCGAUUGCGCCACAUGAAAUUUGAUUUUCAUCUGAGAAAACAGAAGGGAAAACGAAACCUACGCAGAAUAGAGCGCUGGCACCUUACAUUAAAGCCCCUCCACCUCCGCGCUGAUCGGCUCCACUUCCUCUGUUUACUUCCUACAAACAGUCUGGCUAGUCUCAGUCAGUCAGACAGUCGAUGUUGGACGAUGGAGAUGCAACAGUCUCGUGGAGCUUGAGAUUCACAGAUCACGAGCGAGCAGGAGUCAAGUCAAGCACCAAGAUGAAGUACAAAUAUGACGACGGCAUUGAUCUGCUAUUGGCUCACAUGAAUUUAGAGGACAUCAUCAACGCUGCAGAGACUCUCUAUCAGCUGGAACAAGAGGAGGAGGAAGGGGGUUUGUUGUUGGAAGAGGGGCUCUCCCAGGAGGAGAUGUAUGAGAAUGAGGAGGCUGGGGACUCAGUGGGCUCGGGGAGUCAGCAGAAGGACUAUAAUGAUGGGGUUGGUGGUGUUCAGUACGGGACGGUGACGGACCUCCUGUCCUUUGUCAACCAGCUCUCCAACAUGCAGACGGCAGCCCUGCAGCACCUGCCCGAGGAGAAGGGGGUCUUGCUGAAUAAGAAGGACAUGGCUAUAAAAAAAGGCCGCUACCAGAUCAACAUGGACGUUCUCCUGUUUCCAUGGAAAUUGACCUACAAGAAUCACGGCUGUGACCUCGUGCCUAAGGGCUCAUUUGGGAAAGUCCACUUGGCCCAGGACACAACCACCAGGAAGAGGAUGGCUUGCAAACUGAUCCCCAUGGAGAACUUUAAAGCAGCUGACAUAGAGUUCCAGGCCCGCUUCCGCCAUGAGAACAUCGCUGAGCUGUACGGGGCUCUGCUGUGGGACCAGAGCGUCCACCUGUUCAUGGAGGCUGGCGAGGGUGGCUCAGUUCUGGAGAGGCUGGACAGCUGUGGGCCCAUGAGGGAGUUUGAGAUCAUCUGGGUGACCAAGCAAGUCCUGCGGGGCCUGGAGUACCUCCACUCGCACAAUGUUAUCCAUCAUGACAUCAAACCCAGUAACAUUGUCUUGAUGUCAGACAAGGCAGUCCUGGUGGACUUUGGCCUGACAGUGCAGAUGACAGAGGAUAUAUACAUUCCCAGAGACCUGAGAGGAACAGAGAUGUAUAUGAGUCCAGAGCUGGUUCUGUGUCGCGGACAUACCACCAAGACAGACAUCUACAGCCUGGGUACCACUAUCAUUCACAUGCAGACUGGUAGCCCUCCCUGGGUGCGGAGAUAUCCACGCACUGCCUACCCAUCAUACCUCUACAUUAUCCACAAGCUGGCACCCCCUCUGGAGGACAUAGCGGAGGACUGCAGCCAGGCCAUGCGCUCCUUCCUGGAGCGAGCCCUGGAGAGUAACCCUGCUCUGCGGAGCUCGGCGUCUGAGCUGCUGAAGGACGAGGCCAUCAACCCGCCCAGGGAGGAUCAGCCACGCUGUUGGAGCCUCGACUCAGCGAUGGAGGAGGCCAACCACGCCAUACUGCGCCAGCAGAGCCAGCACCAUGACACCACCCAAGAAUCUUCGCUGUACUCUGAAGAUUCUGGCCACAUGAAGAGGAAGGGCUCUUUGUACAUUGACUUGGGGGCCUUGUCAGGUUACUGUAAACUGGUGACAGGCCCCCCCACAUCAGAAUAUGGCUAGCACUGGACCAUCAUGGCCAUUUAUUUUGCCGAACUUUAGUUGAAGACAACUGAUAAUUUACCAUUAUCCUUCUUUGACUGGCUAACUCUUCACUGUUGAGGACUGAUGAACAGUUCAGGUGGACAGCUGCAGGUGGCACGGCUCACUGAUGAACUCUUUACAAGACUCAGGAUGACUUAUAAUGAAUGGAAUUAGUUGAGCCUUGACGCUGAAAUGGGCUGAUGUUGCUCAGCAACACUGCAGGACGGUGUUUGAAUGAGAUGCAUUGUGUAUUAAUGAGCAUUAAGUUUUGGUAUGAGUUCCCAGAGCCCCUUGCGGGAUGUUUGUACAUGCUUUUAUUUCAAUGUGCACAGUAACAACUCAAAUAUAUGUUUUUUUUCUCAUGAAACUAGAAGUUAUUUUAUCACUAACAAUGUAAGCUAUUUGUUCAAGUAUGUGUGCAUUAUGCAAACAUGAUUGUAUGUAGUUCUUUAUGGACUUCCUCCUGUUAGUUCCUGUGGAAUAUUAAUAGCAUGAUCAUGCUAUGCAAAUGACGCUUCUGUGAAAUGCAUGCUGAAUCUGAUUGUGUUUUGUACAUCCUGUGAGAUGAGGCCAGCUGUGCUUUUGACUUAACAAUGUUUGAAAAUGGAAGGGUGUAAUUUUGCUGUUGCUCCAAUAAAAUGAAAAGCCAGUACUCUCUGUGAUUUUUCAGAUUGCUCAAUUUGGAUUUUCGCUUCACAAAUAAAAGAGAUACCCUUUGAAAUGAAAACUUUCAGUGAGCCAGUAUGUUUCAUGUUCUGUCUGUGUAUAAGCUCUACUUUCUUUUUCUAUGUCCUCACUAUUUGACAGUUGAACUCCUGUAAACUGAACAUGUGAACAAGUGCAAGAGAUAAUGCAGGGAUAGUCAUUUUCAAUGUAUAAACUGCAAGUUGAGCAAUAAAUAAGAUGAAUUCAUGUCAGUAUAAUAUCUCUGAGCAACAAGGGUUUUUUGCUUGAAUGCUCUCAUGAUUUCCAGCUGUAAAACCAGAGGCUGUGUGCAAAGAUGUGGUAUUUGAUACGGAAAUGACAGUCUACAUCACUGAUGAGUGUUAAUGGAAAGGACAGAUGAGUUUUGUUCGUAGUUUACGAACGUGGCUCCAUGGUGACAUAUGAGUGGGCGGGGGACACUUGACUUCCCCCCCUCUCUCUCUUUACUAUAAAAGUAAAUAUAGUAAUCACACUGGAAAGUGCAGCCUCUGCACUUAAUGCACCCACAUAGACUGGUAUGGAAUGAAGUUUCAUUAUUUUAUAAAAAAGAAUAAGAAGAGUCUACAGCCAGGCUAGUGGCUCUGUCAUGCUGUACUUAGGCACUGUUGCUUUGAGCUAAUUGCUAAUUAAUGUCAGCAUGCUAAUAUGCUCACAGCAGCAAUACUAAGAUGUUAAUGUUUAGUAGGUAUAAUUUUUACCAUGUUCACCAUCUUAGUUUGGCAUGUUGGCAUGCAAAC
Molecule: messenger RNA, 3182 nt
Organism: Thunnus maccoyii (southern bluefin tuna)
Lineage: Eukaryota; Metazoa; Chordata; Actinopteri; Scombriformes; Scombridae
Gene: map3k8
Product: mitogen-activated protein kinase kinase kinase 8
Exons: 8
Coding region: 232-1719 (495 amino acids)
Biological process (GO): protein phosphorylation
Molecular function (GO): protein kinase activity; ATP binding
Source: RefSeq, a predicted model, not a curated record